CUUGCCCAGUUGCCGGUUUUCUUCCUUUCGCCCAUAGCCAGCCAUGUCCAUGUCGUCUUCCUUUUCUCUCCUCUUUACCCACUCAUUUCCCUUCUUCCCACCCAACCAAACUCCAUAGCCUCUCUCUCUCUCUCUCUCAAUUUCCCGAGACGAGAACUUUGGUUUUUCUGUAUACCCACUGUCGAUACUCUGGUUUGGCCGCUUCUCUUCAGCUCUUCUUCCCACUCACCCCCGAUUCUCCAUAUUCAAGAAUCCAACCCUCCGACCAAACCCAAGCUUUUCCUGCUUCAUUCCUCUGUGCAGAUUCCAACCCCCUUUUCCCUUUUCCCUUUCCAUUCCAUUCCACCCCUCAUCACAUGUCUUGGUACCCUUCCCCGUUCUUUCACUCCCUGCCGGUCGAGAGGGCCGGAGCAUCCCUUUCCGCCUCUGAUGCGGCCUCAUGGAGAAACUCGCCAGUUCAAAUGACCCCCUUUUGCUAGCUGUCUGAUUUCGUCUUAGGGUUUUUGGAGCUAGGGUUUGCGCGAGAAUGCCGCAGGGUGCUGGAGAAGAUGGCGGCAAAGGGGCUCAGUACUCUUUCGCUAUGGAGUACGAUGGCCCCCCGGUGAGCUGCGACAUUCCCCGGGCAGUCCCCAUCAACCUCGGUCAAAUUCCGGUGGCUGCGGUGGUUGCUCAGGUCUCGCUCGCUGAGAAGUUGUCCUUACCUGUUGUCCAACCCAUCGUGGCAGCGGAUUCGCUGGCCAAGAGGUUCCCCAAGAAGGAGAUAUUGUCGGAUUCGAGGGUAUCUCCUACUUCUGUGAUUGACAACAGCCUUGAAUGCACGUCGAAGGAGCUCGGACACUCGGAGAGCUCCACUGUCUCGCCGACCUCGGUGAUUGUGACGGAGGAGGAUAGGGGAAACGCUGACGAGCUGUCGGGUGAAUUAAGCAGCUCUGGUGCAUUAGAGUUCUCUAAUGGCAAGUUUGUUUCCGGAGAAUUGUCUGGUGCUGUUGCUGUUGCUGUUGAUGAUUCGAAUGUGUUGGGUUCAUCCUCGGUAAGUCAUGAGCACUUGAACGGGUUGUUCGGUGGGGCUAGGAGCUGUACCAGCACCAUAGAAUUCUCGGAUAGCUUUGAUAAGUCUCGAGAAAGCUCGCAUGUGUAUAGGGUGCCAAGUGGUGACAAGGGGAGUGUAGAUUUUAGCGAUUUGAAUCGGCCCGAUUGGGAAUCUAAUGAAUCUGUAUUGAGCUUAGAAUACCCGUCAUCUCGGGUUUCAUACCGUAGGACUGGGGAUUGUAGUAAUGAACUAAGUUCUGAUGCUAGGCGAAAUGUGGUUGUGACAUUUCGGGAUAUUGAAUCAGAGGAUGCUCUUGAUGAGAACUUCGGCAGGGUUGCGCAAGACAGUAUUAGGGCCACUGGAGGCCUGCAGAGCCGGGGGAAGAAAGGAUCUUGCUACAGAUGCUUUAAGGGCAACAGGUUCACAGAAAAAGAGGUUUGCAUCGUAUGUAAUGCAAAAUACUGUUGCAAUUGUGUACUUAGAGCUAUGGGGUCGAUGCCAGAAGGGAGGAAGUGUGUUUCUUGCAUCGGGUUCCCUAUCGAUGAAUCAAGAAGAGCAAACCUAGGAAAGUGCUCCAGACUGCUCAAACGGCUACUCAAUGAUUUGGAGAUUAGACAGAUUAUGAAAGCUGAGAAGUUGUGUGAAGCGAAUCAGUUAAGGCCAGAAUACGUGUCUGUCAAUGGGAAACCUCUGUGCCAUGAGGAGCUCAUUAUGUUGCAGACCUGUCCAAACCCACCCAAGAAGCUAAAACCUGGGAAUUACUGGUACGACAAAGUAUCUGGCCUUUGGGGAAAGGACGGUCAGAAGCCUUCGAAGAUUAUUAGUCCCCAUCUUAAUGUUGGGGAUCCACUUAGAGCAGAUGCUAGUAAUGGAAACAGCCAAGUUUUCAUAAAUGGUCGGGAGAUUACCAAAGUGGAACUCCGGAUGUUGCAGUUAGCUGGAGUUCAAUGUGCUGGAAACCCACACUUUUGGGUCAAUGAAGAUGGAUCCUACCAGGAAGAGGGACAAAAAAACACCAAAGGUUAUAUUUGGGGCACGGCUGGAACAAAGCUCUUAUGUGCUUUCCUGUCGCUUCCCGUACCUUCAAAAUCAUCAAAUUCAUAUGGUGAACAAGCAAACAGCUUGGUCGGCAGACCAGUCCCUGAUUACAUUGGGCAGCAAAUACUUCAAAAAGUCCUUUUAGUGGGGCACAGUGGGUCUGGAACAAGUACCCUAUUCAAGCAGGCCAAGAUUCUUUAUAAGGACAGUCCCUUCACGGAGGAUGAGCGUGAAAAUAUAAAGCUGAUUAUUCAGAGCAAUGUAUACCGCUAUCUUGGCAUACUUCUUGAAGGUCGUGAACGAUUUGAAGAGGAAUGCUUGCUAGACAUUGGCAAAGGUCAGGAUCUUGAUGGUGUGGAACCUUUAGGAAAUGCUAAUGGAAAACGUACCUACUCCAUAGGGCCAAGGUUAAAAGCCUUCUCAGAUUGGCUCCUCAAGGCCAUGGUUGCUGGCAAUCUGGAAGCUAUUUUUCCAGCAGCCACUCGUGAAUACGCCCCACUGGUCGAGGAGUUGUGGAGAGAUCCUGCUAUCCAGGGCACAUACAAAAGGAGAAAUGAGCUGGACAUGCUACCAAGUGUUGCUAACUAUUUUCUAGAGCGGGCUGUUGACAUAUUGAGAGCAGACUAUGAUCCUUCGGAUUUGGAUAUUCUACACGCGGAGGGCGUGACAUCAUCAAAUGGACUCUCUCAUGUUGAGUUCACUUUCCCCCAGUCUUCUUCUGAUGAUACCAUCGAUGCUGAUGUCUCUGAUCAGCAUGAUUCUCUGUUUAGGUAUCAGUUGAUCCGGGUACACGCCAGGGGCCUUGGUGAAAACUGCAAGUGGCUGGAGAUGUUUGAAGACAUUGGGAUGGUCAUAUUCUGUGUCUCCCUGAGUGACUACGACCAGUACUCUAUUGACCCCUGUGGAUCCUGCACUAACGACAUGCUCCUGAGCAGGAGACUCUUCGAGAGCAUCGUAACUCACCCAACUUUCGAGCAGAUGGACUUCCUCUUAGUACUGAACAAGUUUGACCUCUUCGAGGAUAAGAUUGAGAGAGUACCCUUAGAAAGCUGUGAGUGGUUUGACGACUUCCACCCAGUUGUGGGCCGCCAUCGAUCCAAUGGCAACAGCAUUAACUGUAACCCCACACUUGGCCAGUUGGGCUUUCACUAUAUUGCUGUGAAGUUCAAACGGCUUUAUUACUCUCUCACUGGGCGGAAGUUGUACGUGUCAAUGGUAAAAGGACUGGAGCCUGAAAGUGUUGAUUCUGCCCUUAGGUAUGCCAGGGAGAUUCUGAAGUGGGAUGAGGAGAGAGCCAACUUCAGCUUGAGUGGGUACUCCAUGUAUAGCACGGAGGUCAGCUCCUUCUCUCCCUGAUUGUCGAGUUGUGGAGUUCUGGGGAGCUUGUAAAUUCAAAGAGACCGUACUUUACUGUAUAUAAUAGUGUCAUGUAAAUGUAUGAAAAGGCAGUGGAUAUUAUUCCUGAGAUGUAUUGUUCAGCUUGACCCAGCAGCGCCCUUCAGAUAGAAAUUGUUGGGGAAACAAAAGUAGGGAGGAAAUUAGUUUUGACAUUGAGUUGUAAUGUUACAUUUGUAUAACCUUCUUGUUUCCGACGGUAGAAAGAACCGCAUUCUUUUACUCUUAA
Messenger RNA from Punica granatum (pomegranate), 3692 nucleotides. The record is from RefSeq and is a predicted model, not a curated record. NCBI's taxonomy places the organism in Eukaryota, Viridiplantae, Streptophyta, Magnoliopsida, Myrtales, Lythraceae.